AUGGACGGGGAAAACAUGAUGAAGGAAGUUAAAGACAGGCUGAAAAGUCACCUUCGAUACAAGUUCACGUGGAUAAACGAGGGGACGUCUGACGGCCGCUCUCGACUCGACCACAUCUACACCAGGCUCUACAUCACUGAUCGGGCCUCGAGGUUUGACUUCAGAUCACACGAGAUACUGGACCACUUCAAAGUCUCAGAUCAGACGGGGCAGAUUACAGGACACUAUGAUCAGAUCGACUGCCUGGACAUUUUUACACCAGGAAGAAAGAGUUUCCAGCUCCCUGUGAGAGACGGACCCAUCCGCACAGUGAUGACCAAAGGCAUUGCUGGCAUCGGGAAGACAUUCGCUGUUCAGUUCUUCGCUCUGAACUGGGCAGAAGGAAAAUCUAACCAGGACAUCCAUCUGAUUUUCCUGCUUCCCUUCAGAGAGCUGAACAUGCUGAAACAGGGGGAGUACAGUCUGAUGCAGCUUCUCCUGCACUUCUACCCUCAACUGAGCCCACUGGAAAAUACCCCACAUCUCACCAGCAUGCACAUCCUGGUCAUCCUGGACGGUCUGGAUGAGAGCAGAUUCCCCCUGGACUUUGAUGGAGGUGGAAGAGUGAGUGACAUCGAUCAAAAAUCCACAGUCGACGUGCUGCUGACCAGUCUCAUCAGGGGGAGUCUGCUGCCCAACGCGCGGCUCUGGGUUACCUCCCGGCCGGCGGCGGUCAGCCAGGUUCCUGCUCACUAUAUCGACCAGAUGACAGAAGUCCAAGGCUUUACUGAUCAAGACAAAGAGAUUUACUUUAGAAAGAGAUUCAGCGACUCCACAGAAGUCCUGUCUUGUCUCAAAGGUAUGGUCAGCUUCUACUUCAUGGGACACAUCCCCAUCUUUUGUUGGAUCCUUGCUGAGGUGUUGAAGAAUGGAGACGAGAGGAGCCGAACCAUCAGAACAAUGACGGAGCUUUACAUUCACUAUUUACUCAUUCAAACACGGAGCUCCAAGCAGAAGUAUGGAGAGAAGGACUCAAAGAACGAGGCCAAAGAAGGUCUGUCAAGGUCACAGAACGCCGACAUGCUUUUAAAUCUGUCCAGGCUGGCCUUCGAACAGCUACAGAAAGGAAAUAUCCUUUUCUACGAGAAUGACCUCCAGGAGUGUGGCAUCGACGUGGAUGAAGCUUCUGUGUUUUGUGGGUUUUGCUCAGAAAUCCUGAAGCAGGAACGCGGCCUGUACCAACAGAAGAUGUUCAGCUUUGUGCAUUUAAGCUUUCAGGAGUUUCUGGCGGCUCUUCACGUGUUCCACUGCUGUGUCACCGAUCACGGCACCCUGACGUCUUUCCUCGGUGAGGACGUCACAAACCUGAGCUGGCUGGAGCUGCAGAAGAAGGUGGUGGAUAAAGCCCUUCAGAACCAGAAGGGGCAGUUCGACCUUUUUCUCUGUUUCUUCCUCGGAUUGUCACUGGAGUCCAAUCAGACGAUGCUGCAGGCGUUACUACCAGAGACGAAGAGCAGUACAGACACCUCGGAGGAAAUGAAGACGUACCUGAGAAGCUUCCACACAGGAAACCUCCCAGCAGAGAGGUGCAUGAACCUGCUGCUUUGCAAGUUUGAGCUGAAAGAGGAGCGAUUUCAGGAGGACGUCCUCAAGUACCUGAACGCAGGAGCAACAUUAUCCACUGUCGACUGCGCUGUACUGUCCACCAUGCUGCAGAUAUCUGGAGAGGUGAUUGAAGAACUAAACCUGACCAACUGUUUUAUUCCAUCUGCGGGUGUCCCGAAGCUUCUCCUGAAUUCCAAACAAUCCCCUCUGAGAGUUCUGGACCUGAAUAACUGCAGAUACAGUUAUCAGAAUGAAGCAGACAAUCCUGUGGCACAUUCCGAGGACAACCUUUCUGAAAAGCCCAAGACAAUGGAAAGCCGUGAGGACAUCGAUGACGAGUUAACCCUGCUCACUCUUAUUCCCACUGCCUUGAUCGGUCCAGUCUGUGAACUGGAGGAAUUCAGGAUGCCCGGCUGCUGCCUGAGAAGUAGAUGCUGUCAGGUGUUUGCCUCGACUCUCUGCUCCGACUCCCAGCUGAAGGAGCUCGACCUGAGUGGAAACCCGCUGCAGGAUUUAGGAGCUCAGCUGCUCUCUGCUGGACUCGGAAGUUCAAAAUGUAAACUGCAGGUCCUCAGGUUGUCCAGUUGUGGCAUCACGGAGGAGGGCUGCACCUCUCUGGCCUCAGCUUUGGAAUCCAACCCUUCACAUCUGAGAGAACUGGACCUGAGCUACAACUACCCAGGAGAGCUGGGGGUGAGGCUGCUCUCCGAGAGGCUGCAGAACCCCGAAUGCAGCCUGGAGAAACUCAAUGUGGACCAUAACGAAGAGCACUGGGUGAACACACAGCUUCUCGCUCAGUGUAAGUACCACUGCAUGUCUGCCAUGACAGCAAAUUUCACCUGUGAUCUGUCAUUGGACCCGAACACGGUGCACAAAUCCCUCAUCCUGUCCGACUGCGGCAGGACGGUGAGCCGUACCAAGGAGAAGCAGCCGUACCCUGAUCAUCCGGAGAGGUUCAGCACAAACCCUCAGCUGCUGUGCAGGGAGGCUCUGACCGGGCGCUGCUACUGGGAGGUGGAGUGGAACGGGCGCACGAGGGUCGGCGUGGCCUAUAAAAGUAUACCGAGGAAGGAACGGCUGAAGUCGAGUUUUAAACACAGCGACAAGUCCUGGUGUCAUGUCAGCACCUUAUUAGAAGGUUUCUACUUUAAACACAACAACAAGAGCACGUACAUACCAGCUUCUCAGGGGCACACCAAAGCAUUCAGGUCCAGAGUCAGGAGACUGGGACUGUUUCUGGACUGGCCGGCCGGCACGCUGUCUUUCUAUCAGCUGUCAGGAGAAACCAAAACUCUCAUUCAUACCUUCCACACCACCUUCACGGAGCCCCUAUACCCAGCAUUCCUUGUGGAUGCUGGGACCUUGACUCUGUGCAGUGUGGGGACGCCGACCGUGGACAAGCUGGGAGCCACCGAGCGUCUCACGUUGGCCUGCCUCUGCAUCCUGCAUGAAGACCGGUGA
Salarias fasciatus (jewelled blenny) is the source of this 3045-nucleotide messenger RNA. Its product is annotated as NACHT, LRR and PYD domains-containing protein 12-like. The coding region runs from base 1 to 3045 and encodes 1014 amino acids. NCBI's taxonomy places the organism in Eukaryota, Metazoa, Chordata, Actinopteri, Blenniiformes, Blenniidae. Gene Ontology annotation, molecular function: protein binding. The transcript has 8 exons. The record is from RefSeq and is a predicted model, not a curated record.